UGAGUGUGGUAUCAGUAGUCCUGGCUGAGGUUUUAAAAUCUCUGCAUUAGCAAUCCCAAGAUUAUGUUGCAGCUUGGUAUAUUAAUUAUGAUAUAUUACUGUGUUCACUUUACAGCUAGCACUGAUCCAGAACUUUCAGUUGUGCAAUACCCUGAAGAUGCCAGUGUGCUUCUUAACUCAACAGUGUGGAUGCUGUGUGUAUUUGAGUACCCAGAGGAGGAGAACGAGAUGCCAGUCGUGUACUGGAGGAAGGGCCCUGACUACAAUAAUUUGCAGAGUCUUCAGUCAAGCACUGGAGCUGCUAGGCCGCAUGUACGCAUUAUAAAGAACGUACUCAAGGGAUUCUCCAUCUUGAAACUGAGCAAUGUUGAUCACAGUGCCAGUAAUUCAUAUUUCUGUGAUGUGACACUAACUCAGAACGUCCAGAGCAAACGUGGAAGUGGCACCAACCUGACCGUACAUGGUAAGGAGCACUUGGGAGUCACAGAAAUGGAUUUGAUACUUAAAAUGCAAAGACUGUAUAAGAUCAGACAAGACCUGGUGGGGUUGGUUUCUUCUUCUUGGAUACACCAUCUUUGUCACCACAGUUAUCAUAGCUUUCAUUAUUCAUCAGGGCUGUAAAAAGUGCAAGAACAGGUCAAGAAACACAGAUAGCAGCGCCACCUCACCAAGUGACUGGAUUUACGACAAGCCAUCCAGACCAGUAAACAAUGGGUUUAAUCAAGAAUAUGUAGACAUGUCGCUAAUAAGGACUUUCACUGACACUGGAAGGAAGAUGAUAUGAAAAAGAAAUUGAAUGCUCCCAGAGCACCAUGUUUUCUGCUGUGAAUUAAAGAUACAUCUUCCCCUUCUAUAAAGUCUAAUGAUUGUACGAUAUUCUAUAACAUCAAACUUAUUGCCAGCUUAGCAAGGCUUUCUGUGGAACUUUUCCAGGUUAUUAUACAUUUAUCUUCUCUUUAAGCAUUCUAUGAAUAAAGAUGCCAAUAAAAACCAUCUU
Dromaius novaehollandiae (emu) is the source of this 997-nucleotide messenger RNA. RefSeq lists its product as uncharacterized. The record is from RefSeq and is a predicted model, not a curated record. Gene Ontology annotation, biological process: B cell receptor signaling pathway; B cell differentiation. Lineage: Eukaryota; Metazoa; Chordata; Aves; Casuariiformes; Dromaiidae. Gene Ontology annotation, cellular component: external side of plasma membrane; B cell receptor complex. Bases 64 to 621 code for a protein of 185 amino acids. The transcript is spliced from 4 exons.